AUGUGUUUCGAUCAAUUAUAUUCUAUGGAAGAAGUUGCUUUAAGGAAUGGUAAAAAUGGUGCUAGAACAUGGUUAAUUAUCAAAAAUUCCGUAUAUGAUUUAACAGAAUUUUUAGACAAACAUCCCGGUGGCAGUGAUCUUAUACUUGAAUGCGCUGGAAAAGAUGCAACAAGUGCAUUUCGUGAUAGUGGUCAUUCAAUGGAUGCUAAUCAAAUGUUAAAAACAUAUAAAAUUGGUGAAUUAGCAAUUAUGGAAGAAAGUUCUAGAGCUGGUUCUUUUAAGUCUAAUCCAGGUGAUUCAGUACAUAAUGCCAAUGAAACAACAACAAGUCGAAAACAUAAAAAACGUGUAUGA
Molecule: messenger RNA, 354 nt
Organism: Condylostylus longicornis
Lineage: Eukaryota; Metazoa; Arthropoda; Insecta; Diptera; Dolichopodidae
Product: cytochrome b5
Exons: 4
Coding region: 1-354 (117 amino acids)
Cellular component (GO): membrane; intracellular membrane-bounded organelle
Molecular function (GO): heme binding
Source: RefSeq, a predicted model, not a curated record